Molecule: messenger RNA, 3756 nt
Organism: Dermochelys coriacea (leatherback sea turtle)
Lineage: Eukaryota; Metazoa; Chordata; Testudines; Dermochelyidae
Product: serine/threonine-protein phosphatase 4 regulatory subunit 1-like
Exons: 20
Coding region: 219-3008 (929 amino acids)
Biological process (GO): protein dephosphorylation
Molecular function (GO): protein phosphatase regulator activity; protein binding
Source: RefSeq, a predicted model, not a curated record
GCCAGGGAGGCUGCUGCCUUAAACAGAACCAGAGGCGCAGGCCCGCAUCACCAUACUCCCCACCCUAAGCACAGGCAGGAGGGUCUCCCGAGGAGACAGAGAACCCCCGGCCACUUCCCCGCCCCUCACUGCUUACAGGGAUCCCUUUGUAUUUUGUGGAUUUGCAGGAUGACUUAGAUGAUUUUGGGUUUGAAGACUAUGGACCAGAUUGUGAUAGCAUGAGGAUAACUGCAUUCUUGGACAUUCCGGGACAGGAUAACUUGACUCCGCUUGCUCGUUUGGAAAAAUAUGCUUUUAGUGAGAAUAUAUUUAAUCGACAGAUUAUUGCCAGAGGUCUACUUGAUGUCUUUCGAGAUUUCAGUAAUAAUGAAGAAGAUUUCUUGACGGUAAUGGAGAUAGUGGUCAGGCUGUCCGAAGAUGCAGAGCCUACUGUACGGACGGAACUGAUGGAACAAAUACCUCCCAUUGCCAUUUUUCUGCAAGAAAGUCGACCAAACUUCCCAACAGCAUUUUCUGACUACCUUAUGCCCAUUGUAGUGAGAUACCUCACAGAUCCUAACAACCAGGUUAGAAAAGCAAGUCAGGAAGCACUGCUGAUACUGCUAGAACAAGAACUCAUUGCUCAAAAUGAUAUUGAAAACAAGGUGUGUCCUAUUCUGUUGGACCUCUCUGCUCCAGACAGUGACGAUGAGUACAAAGUGGAAGCAGUGAAUAUAAUUUGUAAAAUGGCUUCUAUGCUGAGCAAAACUAUUGUUGAACGUAUGCUACUUCCCCGUUUCUGCGAGCUGUGUGGUGAUGGGAAACUCUUCCAAGUCCGUAAGGUUUGUGCAGCUAGCUUUGGCGAUAUUUGUAAUGCAGUUGGACAAGAAGCCACAGAGAGAUUUUUGAUUCCAAAGUUUUUUGAACUCUGCUCUGAUAGUGUUUGGGGAAUGCGAAAAGCUUGUGCUGAAUGCUUUAUGGCUGUUUCUUAUACCACAUCCCCAGAAGUUCGCAGAAGCAAGCUGUCCCCUCUCUUUAUCAAUCUUAUCAGUGACCCCUGCAGAUGGGUUCGCCAAGCUGCUUUUCAGUCUCUAGGCCCGUUUAUUUCUACCUUCGCAAACCCUUCUAGUGCUGGCCUUUAUAUUCGGGAGGAUGGGACCCUCAGUAUCCGACAAUCAGCACAGGAUGUGACUUCCAGUUCCUCCCAACCAGGCAACAAUGCAAAUAUCACAUCUGCCAGUACGAACAUUGUAUCCUCCAGUUCAGAACAACCAAUAGAAAUUAAAUCGGAAUCGUCAACUGAUGGGACUUCAGCAGAAGCCAACCCCUUGAUCUGUGUUGAAAGCCCAAGGACAGACCUACUGAAAGGAAGUUCAAACAGUUGUGGUAGUCCUGGAGAGGCUCUGACUAGAUUGUCCCAGAAUGACAAAACCACUGCUUGUGUGAUAGAAGGCAUUAAAGACUGUCAUGUGAGCAAUUGCCAGGGAGUGAACUCAAGGUUCCAGUCUGCUGAGGAUGUCUUUAAUACUUUCCUGUACUGGCGCCCUCCACUCCCUGAUAUAAGCCAGGACUUGGAGCUGCUUCAGUCCAAGACUGAGAAGCACGAAGAAGGCUGCUCUAUGUCGAAGGCGAUGUGUAAUAACUGUGUUGCCAGUAGUGAAAUAAAAAAAGUGCUGGAAAGCUUGCAGGAGCACAUGGAUGAUCCAGAUGUUCAAGCCCAGGUUCAAGUAUUGUCCGCUGCGCUGAGAGCUGCUCAGUUUGAUUCCAUCAAUGAUUAUGAGACCAAACACACAGAAGAGAGCAAUGGCAAACUUCAGAAUGAAUUGUCCACUUUUGAAGCCAGACAUGCCACUGUGGAGAAGAACAGUUUGUCCUCUUCAUCAUUCCAGAACGAUGUGAGCAACCAAUCCACUACCAGUAUACUGAAAAGCAAAGAGUCAGAGGAACAACACAAUGGGACCACUGAAUUUUUAAAGAAAGAACAUCAUCAUAAUCCACCCAUUGAAGAUGAUAAAUCGAAAUUACAGGAUAUCAUACCUCAACCUUUAUUAGACCAGUACUUGUCAAUGACUGACCCCGCUCGAGCCCAGACUGUUGACACUGAAAUAGCAAAACACUGUGCAUAUAGUCUCCCAGGGGUGGCCUUAACUCUGGGCCGGCAAAACUGGCAUUGUUUGAAAGAUACGUAUGAGACCUUGGCAGCAGAUGUACAGUGGAAGGUCCGCCGGACGUUAGCUUUUUCCAUACACGAGCUGGCUGUUAUUCUGGGGGAUCAACUAACAGCAGCUGAUCUGGUGCCAAUCUUCAAUGGAUUCUUAAAAGAUCUGGAUGAAGUGCGCAUUGGAGUUCUUAAACAUCUCUAUGACUUCCUUAAGUUGCUUCAUGCAGACAAAAGGCGCGAAUACCUUUACCAGCUUCAAGAAUUUGUCGUGACUGAUAACAGCAGGAAUUGGAGGUUUCGUUACGAGCUGGCAGAACAGCUGAUCCUGAUAUUAGAACUCUACAACCCCAAUGAUGUGUAUGACUACUUAAGGCACAUUGCGUUAACUCUCUGCUCGGAUAAAGUAUCAGAAGUCAGGUGGAUCUCCUUCAAACUGGUUGUGGCAAUACUACAGAAGUUCUAUGCAAAUAAUGCAAGUGCGUUGGGAUUAAAUUUCAUUAAUGAGCUUGUAGCAAGAUUCCGUCAUUGUUCCAAGUGGAUUGGAAGACAAGCUUUUGCUUUCAUUUGUCAGGCUGUAGUAGAAGAAGAGUGUAUGCCUGUUGACCAUUUUGUCGAACAAUUACUUCCCAAUCUUUUAAGUCUUGCUUCUGAUCCUGUGCCAAACGUAAGGGUUCUGUUAGCCAAGGCUCUAAGGCAAACGCUGUUGGAGAAAGCUUAUUUUAAAAGUGUUGGCAACCCUCAUCUAGAAGCUGUGGAAGAGACUGUUCUAGCUUUACAGUCUGACAGAGACCAAGAUGUGUCUUUUUUUGCCACUGUAAAACCAAAACUGAACAAUAUGGACAUGACUUCCCUUGAAAAACAAAACUAAACUGUUCAUCUGCUACAAACCCUGAACAUCAAAAUGGUGACACACUUCAUGUUCUUGGAGCAACAUGGAACCAAGCAAUUUAUUGCCUCCCUGGUCUGAGAGAAAAGGGCUUGUUGAAAAUGCCAUUAUCUUCAUUCAGUGACCACUUUUAUAUCUACAGCUGUGCAUCAGAUGGGAUGACUACAUUCAAACGUUUGUUCUUUUCCUUGUAAACAUGGAUUGUAACUCAUCUCUACAAAAGGUCCAGUAUUGUAAAUAUCCUCUUAUGAAGUUGCACAUAUACAGCAUUUCAGUAUCAUCCGUUACAGUAAUAUAUUUUUUAAUACUGUAUUUUAAAAAAAUCCAGUAAUAAAGCAGUUUGCUAGAAACCCCUCUAAGCUUGUAAGUUUAAAAAUCUGAAGUUAGUAAGCUUAUGUGUAGAUGCUUUCCCCCGUUUUAUUGUGGUUUUUAUAUUUUUUUGUUUAUAGUACUGCAUUUUAUUAUUUACCUGAAAAAAUGUAUAUAUGUGAAUAGCUCCUGAAACUUUUGGCAAAAGAAUUCAAAAAAUUUGAAUCCCACACCAGUGAGACUCGUAUAAGCCAUUUUACGUUAUACAACACAGGUGGCUUGUUGGAACUAAAGCAUGGCUUACUUCUACUUUUAACAUACAUGUGUGUUUUUUUAAAAUCAGGGCUUGACUUUCUCUGUAUAUUGGAGCAGUUUUUAUUACUUUGUCUCUUGUAAACUGUAUUAUUUAACAUUUUUUUUC